CGUAGUACGUUGUUGGUCUGGAGUCUGGUUGUCACUUUGCAGAUGGCUACAGAUGGAUGGUUUGAUUUGGUUUGGUUUGAGUGGUUAAACACAUUAAAAGUUUACAAUAAGAAAACGUUAGAGAAGGCUGUUUAUGAUAGAGAUAAAUCUACUCCAUUAAUUACAGUGUCAAAUCAUUAUAGUUGUUUAGAUGAACCUUUGAUAUGGGUUAUGUUAAAGUUAUCUGUUUUUGGCAAUCCAACCAAAACAAGGUGGGCUAUUGGUGCUCAUGAUGUUGUUUUUACCAAUUACUGGAACUCUUUAUAUUUCACCCUGGGCAAGACAGUACCAGUUAUUAGAGGUGAUGGUGUUUAUCAGGAGACAAUAGAUUUUAUUAUUGAAAGGCUCAACUUAGGAGAAUGGACUCAUGUUUUUGUUGAAGGUAAAGUAAAUGUGGAUAGAGAAAGGUUAAGAUUAAAAUGGGGUGUUGGUAGAAUGAUAGCAGAGUGUAAAACAUCACCAAUAGUAUUACCCAUAUGGCAUUGUGGUCUAGAUGAUGUUUUACCAAAUGUGAGACCGUACAGACUACAUAUCAGUCAGAAGGUGACCUAUUUAGUUGGUGAUCCAAUGGAUUUUACAGAAGAUGUUGUUAAAUUAAAGUCACUAAAUAAAUCAUCUAGAGAAAUAAGGAAACAUAUAACUGAUAAGAUACAAGAAGUGUUAUUUUCUUUACGUGAGCAAGCUGAAGUUUUACAUGAUCAACAUACUGGAAAAUCGUGACCAUGUAUAUUAGGAAUUCCAUUGUUAAUUCUGCAAAUCGAAAUUAACAUAACAUCUUUUUAUGUUUUUAUUGGUACCAAAGUAUGAACUGUUAAGCAUUGUAUAUUACACUAAACAUAUUUGUAUGAAUGGUUUUUUUCUGCUUGAUUUUUAUAUUUGAAAGAAUCUAUUACUCUUAGUUUGAUUUUUUUAGCUGCAUUUUUGUAUCUCCUUUAAUAAAGAUUUCUAUCAUCUC
Molecule: messenger RNA, 994 nt
Organism: Lottia gigantea (owl limpet)
Lineage: Eukaryota; Metazoa; Mollusca; Gastropoda; Lottiidae
Exons: 8
Coding region: 43-759 (238 amino acids)
Biological process (GO): inner mitochondrial membrane organization; cardiolipin acyl-chain remodeling
Cellular component (GO): mitochondrial membrane
Molecular function (GO): 1-acylglycerophosphocholine O-acyltransferase activity
Source: RefSeq, a predicted model, not a curated record